Molecule: messenger RNA, 3453 nt
Organism: Leptopilina heterotoma
Lineage: Eukaryota; Metazoa; Arthropoda; Insecta; Hymenoptera; Figitidae
Product: angiopoietin-4
Exons: 11
Coding region: 567-2756 (729 amino acids)
Source: RefSeq, a predicted model, not a curated record
GAGAACGCGUGCCCGCGGUUCUGCUUACCUAUGGACUGGGUUUACAACGGGGAUAACCCCACGUUACAACCGCCGGCGAGAGGCCACGCGAAACAGAGACGACAGAACUUAAACAGACACUUUUCGAGUCGCAGACUCUCCGCACGAAUCCCAACGAGAAACGCUUUUUGUAAUUCACGGUUUCGAGUUUUUUUUUUUCAUCUUCUUUUCCUUCUCUACUUUUUUUUUUAUUCUCCUUAAUCAGUUUGUUGAGGCCCCCCCUCCCCCUCAGUUCUUUAACGUAUAGGACAAGACUGAUAAAAAAAAAGGAUUAUUGAUCAUCGACAGGUGCUACUUGAGGAUUUUUUCAGUGUUAUUGAGAUUUCGCAAAAAAGGAAACAAAAAAAAAUUUGUUUUGAAAAUAUUUAAAUAGACGUACUAGAAAUUAAAAAAAAAACCAGUGCUCAUUGGUCCAGGAGGGAAGUUUUUUUUUAAAAAAAAAGUUGUAAAGUUGUUAAAGUGAAAUUCGUGUGUUUCGUGAUAUAAAGUGAUUAAAUUAUUCGGCGAAAAAUUGUGAAUUUCUCACAAUGAGGAGAGCGGUUCUAACCGCUUGUUUGCUGAGUUUUGCUCUCGCCGGAAGUCCCAGGUUACCUAGGACUUCUGCCGAUCAGCGCAGCAUCCGAAAUGCACAUGUCAAUAAUAAUAUUACUGGGAAUAUUUUACCGCCACCUUCUCGUGGAUCCCCUCGAAGCAGGGAGCAAUAUCUCUUUAAUGUCUUCGAGGUCAUUGUUUCAACUUUGGAGUCGAAACUCCAGAGGAUCGAGAAUUUGGACAAGGCAGUUGAACACUUGAUGAGGAGGGUGGAGGCUCUUGAUUCUAGGGUUAAUGACAAUAUCGAUAAAACCGAUGCAGUGAUAACGAAAUUAAGGACCCUGGAUCUUAAACUAUUUCACACUCAACCACUUCCUAUUCCGGAAGUGGUUGCAGCCUCCACGAGGAAUGUCGAAAGCAGAAGUGGCACCGAUGACUCCGAGGUUCCACUAAUAAGAUUGAUACACAAUGACGAGGGCUCGCCAGACACAUUGGGUGAAAAAUUAGUUUCACUCGAUCAAAAGGUUUCCGACAUUGACAAUAAAUUAGUGAUAUUGAAAAAUCAUUUGGACAAUAAUUUCCUGCCAACUGACGACAUUAACGCGGAGGCCAGUGAAAAGAAGCCAAUUAGCAUGAAUGUUAUUGAAAUAAUGAAGGCAAUGAGCAACGAGGUCAUGAAUCAUGUAACAAUCGAAAUUGAAAAUCUACGGCAAACAACUGGCAACAUGGAUCGGAAGUUGCAAUUUCAAAUGAAUCUUGUCUCGGAGAACCUUGGUGCAGUUUACAUUAUGAUGAAAGAUGUUCACGAGGCAAUUGUCGAUAAGAAUACAACGCCAUCAACGAUUAAUAUAACCACAACACAGGCGCCGCCCAAGCAAAGUAAAAUUGAUAAACUCGUAGAACAAAUGCAUCCAAUGUUGACGGUUUCGGAAAAAAUGGACGAGGUCUGGAAUGUUGUGGUGGGCACAAAGAGUUCAGUGGAUCAUCUGGUGCCAAAGUCAGACGAGCUGCUGACGCAGACUCAACGUCAGGAGAGAGCAAUCAGUGAAAUUCACGCUGAUCUGAGAUCGAAAACAAAUAAGAUUAUCCAAAAUCUCGAGGGCGUUGAAAGUAGACUCAAGAAGCAAGAAGAUGACGUUGCAACUUUGGCCCAACGACCGAUUCCUGCUGAAUUACUACUCGAUCCCACGAUCGAUCGACUUGUUGAAUACGAUCCAAGCAGAUACGUGGGAUUGAAUGAAGAGUUUUCAACGGAAGCGCCAACAACUUCAACGACGGUAACAACAUCGACACCUUCAAUGCCAACAGCUUCGUCCACUUCUUCGGUGGCUUCACCCACGAAUACUCCAGCGUCAACAACUCCAAUGACUUCAACCUCAUCGAGUUCCCAAAGAUCGACAACGAGAAAUCGAGGCGUUAUUUUCCCGAGUGUCAAAAAUAAACCGAUUCCAGUUAAUUCUACAUUUACCACAGACGUUGUUGUGAAUAUCAAGGAUGUUAGGGGCUAUUCGUGCAUUGACCUUCUUAAUGCAGGAAUGAAAGACAGUGGCGUUUAUUAUCUUCAGAUUCGAGGCACCACCUACUGGUUCCUCAAGGUCUUUUGCGAACAGGAAAUUGCCGACGGUGGUUGGACGAUCAUUCAAAGGAGAGACGAUUACGGUGAGCCGAGAGAAAAUUUCAACAGAGACUGGGCUGACUAUAAAAAUGGUUUUGGCGAUCCUGCCCGGGAAUUUUGGUUGGGAAAUGAAAACAUUUACAUGUUGACAAAUAAUGAAGACUAUAUGCUUCGUGUCGAGCUAGAAGAUUUUGAGGGUAACAAGAGGUAUGCUCAAUAUUCGCAUUUCAAGAUUUAUUCGGAGGGAGAGUAUUAUAAAUUGGAGAUCGAUGGAUAUGAGGGAAAUGCAGGUGACUCUCUAAAUGAUCCUUGGUAUGGAUCUAAUAACAGUCCAUUCUCUACUUAUAAUAGGGAUAAUGAUAGAUCAUCGUUGAAUUGUGCCUCGAUGCUGAAGGGUGGUUGGUGGUGGAAAUCUUGUGGACGUGGACUGAAUGGACUUUAUUUAAAUGAUCCUCAAGACCUCACAGCUCGACAAGGAAUUGUAUGGUUUCGCUGGAGAGGGUGGGAUUAUACGUUAAAGAAGGCCAUGAUGAUGAUUAAACCGAAAGGUGGUCCAGUGGCUGCGGCGUAAAAACAAAUAGAGGACAUUGCGCCCUUGUUAGAUUAACAUUCGUAUAUGUAAGUAUGUAAUGGAUGUCGCCUGCGGCCCUUCAAAAAAAAAAGAUAUUUUUUUUCACAAACAAGAGAAAGGAAUUACAAGGUUACACGCCAUUGAGUUCGCUAACUCUAAAUGGUUUAAAGAAAUUGCUGGGUAAUUUGUAAAAGAAGCAGAAUUUCUACUUUGUCAUUCGAUUCUAUUUUUGUUUAAUCAUUCUCCCACCAUCCUCCUUCUGUAUGUCUAUCGUUUUUAAGUGAAUGCGUCAUUUUUUGUAAAAGUGCCUAGAUUUAAUAAGUAUAGACCUACAUUUUUCUAGGCGACGACGAAUUGUAAUUAUUUAUGCAGAUCCCCCUCCCCCUAAAAAAAGAAACAGUCAUCGCAAUUUAAUCUGCAUCCCGCCAUCUCACAGUAUUUUAAUACCGUAAGGCAUGACUUUUUUUAAGAGUGAAUUUGUUUUUGUGGUACAAGAAAACAAUUUUUCAGAUACGUCGAACAAAAAAUUUUAAUUCAAAAUUCUUUCAAUUAUUCAAAAUAGCGAUUGUGCAAUAUUUUCUAAGAAUUUAGUUAUUAAGUUUUAUUAUCAUCACAUAUUUCUAAUAACCUUUUCCAUUAAAUUUUAUAUUUGCCAAAAAGAAUUUUUUUUUCCAUGAAGAAUUAUUUAUAUUUAAUU